AUGACUUGUCCGGCCAUGUUUCGAUCCCUGAGCGCCGCCGCCGCCACCGUUAUUUUGAAAAUGGGCAUUUGUGUGCCUUCUCACGCUAUAGAGAAACCGGUGGAUGAGCGGCCUUCGUCGUCGGUGAAGGUGGUGGACCUGGAGGGGAGGCUUGAGGAGUUCCGGCAGGCGGUGACGGCGGAGGAGGUGCUCUCCCGCCACCCGAACAGCUACCUGUGCAGCGCAGAUAACAUGGUGGUGAACUCCCACGCGCCGCAGCUGGCGAAAGACCACGCGCUGCAGCCAGGCCAAAUCUAUUUCCUAAUGCCACUCUCGAGAUCACUAACGCCACUCUCUCUUGAAGAUUUGUGCGACCUCGCCAUCAAAACUAGUAGAACUGUCGACAUCGGCGCUGAUCCGUUUCUCCAUGGAUGCAAAAGAUUGACGAUUUCUGAAGAUGGGAAUUGCAGGAAUUUUGUCUCUUCUUGA
Salvia splendens (bonfire salvia) is the source of this 468-nucleotide messenger RNA. RefSeq lists its product as uncharacterized. The transcript has a single exon. Bases 1 to 468 code for a protein of 155 amino acids. NCBI's taxonomy places the organism in Eukaryota, Viridiplantae, Streptophyta, Magnoliopsida, Lamiales, Lamiaceae. The record is from RefSeq and is a predicted model, not a curated record.